GGCGCUAAUUGCCAGCGUCAAUCUCCCCGAACUGCCGGGAACCGAUCUGAGGCCGUCAGGGCCGUCUCCUGCCACAUAGCGGGCAAAUCAACCUGAAGCUAUAGUGCAGCCACCGGCAGCCAAGGGCAGGCAGCCAGACGGGCAGGCGGGCAGACGGGCAGCUCCCUGCCGGGUCCCUGUCUGAGACGGCCAGCGUCGACAUACGGAGUACGCAGUAUCGCGAUCCGCGACACAUAUCCAGACAUCUCGACACACUGCAGUCCGGCGUAGUAGCCGGGUAGCCAGGUAGCCAGGUAGCCAGGUAACCAGGCACAAUCAACAUCCCCUUCCAACCACUCCCGAUGCGGCAUAGCCCACCAUGCGCCGGCGAUCACGGACGGCGGUCAGCUGUGGAGUUCGUUGAUGAAAAUGUGCCCAUUCGCUGCUGCUCAUUCUAAUAAACACGACCGACCCGACCCCCAAAAAAAGACCGCCCCUCCCCCCCCCGGGCGUGCUCGUAAAGCUCCACCACAUCCUCCUUGCGUCGACGGUUCUGCGCUGGGCGACUCAUUCAUUCAUGGUGCCUUUCCACCUGGCGCCCGUUUCUCCAUCUGCCCCCCUUCCCUCGUCCUCUCUCCGUGGUCUCUGAUUUCCUUCUUCAUCCUCCUGCCGCCCUGGCCCUGCUCCUUGCUGGUCAUCCUGCACAUAGACGCUCGUUUUGUGAGGCUUUUCUGCGGCUGCGAGCUAUAAACCACCACUACAUUGUUCACCAAAGCCUCUCGGGACUCGGGACUCGGCCGAGUCUGCCCAGGUGUGCUGCUGCGUCGAGAUCAAGAAACAUCCACCCGCCACCAGCUCCGCCCGUGGCUGCAGCUCUUGUGACGCCCUCAACCGCCCUCUUUCGACAGCCCCGACUAAUAAUAAACCGACCACAACUUUCAGCUCUGCCGCUCUGCCGCUCUGCCGAGAAGCCCCUGGCAGGUGCCCUGCUGCCACUACUUUGCUGACCGUGGACCGGGAAAAAACAGGGCCCCGCCCCAGCCUCACCAUCUCUGUCAGACCCGACAGCAGCGAGUGAACACUUCAGAGGCCUUUGCUUUUGUUGUGUUCCUGGCAGCCUCCUGCCCUCCCAGGACCCGCUCUUCCUCUACAAGUGGGGCUGCAUCCCGGAUUCCUGCUGCCGCCGCCAUCACUUAUUCGACCGUGGUUAAAUGCUCGGAUCUUCCGGACGCCCAUUGUGGAGGAUGACGACAGAGUGUCGACACCGAGGCUGAGUCGUGAAGUGCGCAAUAAACCAUCGUUUAGUUUGACUUUUAUUUGUUUUCCGCUCCUGAUAGCAGCAGCCGAUCGUCUCGCUCUACAUACCGCUGCUCUACCCACCAUCCAGCCCUGGGCAAUACCGGAGACCAGUAACAUCUAAUCGCCCUGCCUCCCCGGGAUCCUGAAGCAGACCGAGACAGAUUCCGAGGGAGACCAUGGCAGCCGCCAACGCCGCCCGGCCGCCCAUGCCGGCGGCGGCGAAUCAGCAUAAACCACGGGCCAGUGGCUCGUGGGACGACCUGCUUCGUAACAAGGGUCAGGACAAGAUGCAGCAGGCGCGGGCGCGUGCUGCUCAGAACAAUGACAGCCACGGCGGUAACGGCAUCAUGUCGAGGCGACCUUACAGCAGCGGCGUUGACUGGAGGCCGAUGAGCCAGUUCAAUCAGCCACCACCACCACCACCACCACAACAACAACAACACCAACCUGUGCGCGCGCGCAUGGAACUGCACCAUGCCAACCAGCGGUCGUCGCAGGCAUUCGCCGCGCACGUCGCCGCCCUCAAUGGGAACCCGGCAACGUCGCCACUCUCGCGCGAGAUCACGCUCGGGCCAGAACUCGACACCGGCUCCCCAGACUACGGCAUCAUGCCGUCCGAGAUUAAUCACUACAGCCUCAAGAACAACCGACGAUCCCAGACAUACCCCUUGCCACAGGCUCAGCAGGCGCCGGCCUCCCAGCGGCCAGGCAUGUAUUCGCGGCCCCGGCCGGGCAGCUUCCACUCGUUCGACGGGACGUUGGACAGCCAGGGCCGGAUGCGUGCCAACAGUUGGGGCGGCAUGCCGGUCAUCGAGGAGGCCCAGGCCUUCGGGACGUAUCCCCCCGCGCACUACAGCACCUACCAGCAGCAGCACGCGUAUCGAAGCUCGGCGCCGGUGUGGCAGGGACGGCCGGAGCCGGCCAAGCAGCAGGCGGCGGCACGAGCCCGCAGGCCUGGGCCAGACGAGCUGUUCAACAGGCUGCCCGUCGAGGUGCUGCGGCUGGUUAUUGGGUACGUGAGGGCGGGACACCUGGACGACAGCAACAGCGGCAGCAACAGUUGUGCGACGUGUUGGAUGCGAGACAGCUGCGCGGUGGCGCUGUGCAACAGGAGGCUCCUCACGGUUGCGAGGGAGGCGCUGUACGGCGACAUCCAGCUUGUCGGGAAGGACGGCGCGCAGAUGGGCAAGAGGUACAAGGGUUUGUACGCGCCCCGACUGGUGCUCCUGCGGCGUACGCUCCGCGCUAACAGGAGUCUCGGGGCUGUGGUGCGCUCGCUCAAGGUGCCUGCGCUCCCAGACGGAGCACCCAUCGAGGCGACAAAAUACCAUGACCUGGUGGCGUCGGUGGUGAUGGCGUGUCCCAACCUCGAGAGGCUGGACGGCUUCUACCCCAGCUAUCGCCACGGUAGCGAGAGUCACCUCCUGCACGCCCUGGAGACGAGGCGGAAGCUCAAGGAGUUGACCUGGGUCGUUGAGGCGACGCCACCCGAACCGUCGGUGGAGAACGGCCGCGCAGGGAAGAGGACAUCGCAGUCUCGGAAGAGGCACUCCCGGUGGGCGCCGUCGACACCGCUGCCCGCAGACGACAGUACUCCAGAGCGCCGCCAGGAGCUGGCAGCGGCGUCUGUCAGCCGUUUCGUGAUGCGGCACGACAACUGGAAAGAGCUGACCCACCUGACCAUCCACUGCGUGCCCGGCGCAGGCUUGUCAACAGACGGCACGACCGUCCCCGCGAUCCUUGCCCUCCUCCCCGGGAUCGACUCGCUGUACCUCUCCCACCUGCCGGAGAGCUCCUUCAACGACGAGUCCCUCCUCAGGCUGCCGCGGGCCCUCAAGAAGCUCGGCAUCGCCCACUGUGCCGGCGUGAACACCGCGGGCCUGACGGCCUUUGCGACCCGCUCCGCCGCAGCCAGGUCUCUUGAGACCCUGACGCUGAUCCACCAGGGCAUCGAUAGCCUAGACGCCCUGGUACGGAUGCUAGCGAAGCUUGGUGCCCUCACGACGCUCAGCGUCGUGCAGGCAGCAGCUCCCACGGUCGGUGAUGACACGUUUCUGUUCAUGCCGUACCUCGCGUCGCGAUCGCUGAGCAAGUUGCAUUGGGACAUCUUCGAGAGCGGCGCUGUCGCAGCGACGGGGGCAGACGACGUACUGUCGCGCAGCAUCGCGGCCGGUGGGUUCCCGCGGCUGCGCGCGGUGCGUGUGCCCAACGACCCGGACGGGCUCUUCCAGGCCCUGUGCAAGCCCAAGGAGCGGGCAGACCUCCCCGGCGACAGGUACCGUAACGCCGGGCUGGUGGGCCAGGCCACCAGCUCCAAAGGCCACAGCAGGUCCUCCACCAACCUGGCCAACACGGAGGACGCGGGCGCACGCUCCUCGUCAGACACCAGGGACAGCGGUAAGGAGCUCCGCCUCCUGCCGGCGCGAGAGUACGGAAGCGACCUGCACGCGGCGCGGCUGGCAGCGCAGGGGCGGCUGGAGGCUGCGCGGCGGUUUCCACGCUUCGAGGCCACCGUGGUUGACGAGAGCGGCGAGGUGGUAUCGAGCGAGGGGCUGGCUGGCUUCAUUGGCGAUGCGGGCAGCCGGAUACAAUACUGCCUGGUGCCGGACGAAGGGGGGACGGACACGCGGGGCGGGCUUGCUGUCAUGGACGACUUGCUCGGCGACGGGGGCGAGGACCUGCUCCGGAGGGGCGAUGUUAGCAGCAAUGCCGGGGGUGGGUUUGGCAGCGGGCUGGCGCCUCAUUGCGUGGUGCCGGGACAGCAGCAUGAGAGGGUCGAAGGCGCGCCCAGCCGGGGCAGGCUCGUCAAACGAGACAGCGGAGGGAAGAGCAGCAAGGAGAGGGAGAAGGAGAGGGAGAGGGAGAGGGAGAGGGAGAGGGACGGCGAGGACGUUGGCAGGGCGAGGGAGGGGUGCACAGGACGAUGGAACUCGUAUAAUCCCGAAGGGCUGGUGGACAAGAAGAGCGCCUCUGGAGACCGGUGGUGGCACGUCGAACGAGGACGGUGGAGAGGCCGAGUGGAGCUGUCUUGACCAACAGGCGCAGAGGCUGCGAGGGACCAAGAGAUACCCCAAACAUGCGACGACGGUUUUCAUUGUUUUGUAUAGAAGUCCACCCACACACAUAGUCUUGGCCAGACUAGGCGGAUAAGGUACUCGAGUAGUCAGUCAGUCAGCCAGCCAGUCAGUCAAUCAUAAUGAAUAAUGCCCAGAGGAAACCCAAUGCAGUACACAAACGGCAGGCCAGUCAUUGCAUCAGUGGUCCGAGGUCGAGCAAGCCCAAC
Diaporthe batatas is the source of this 4561-nucleotide messenger RNA. RefSeq lists its product as uncharacterized. The record is from RefSeq and is a predicted model, not a curated record. NCBI's taxonomy places the organism in Eukaryota, Fungi, Ascomycota, Sordariomycetes, Diaporthales, Diaporthaceae. Bases 1455 to 4310 code for a protein of 951 amino acids. The transcript has a single exon.